This is a messenger RNA of Scleropages formosus (Asian bonytongue), 1760 nucleotides long. RefSeq names its product F-box and leucine-rich repeat protein 7 (gene fbxl7). Lineage: Eukaryota; Metazoa; Chordata; Actinopteri; Osteoglossiformes; Osteoglossidae. Bases 212 to 1696 code for a protein of 494 amino acids. The record is from RefSeq and is a predicted model, not a curated record. Gene Ontology annotation, cellular component: SCF ubiquitin ligase complex. The transcript has 4 exons. Gene Ontology annotation, molecular function: protein binding. Gene Ontology annotation, biological process: SCF-dependent proteasomal ubiquitin-dependent protein catabolic process.
AAAGGAAAGAAAAAGCUCGUUCAUAUAUCUUGGUGGGAUGGCACUCUGUCGAGGUCCGCACUGAGGAUUUGAACUAACAAAGUUCCUCCCGGGCGUUUCGCACUAUAGCGGUUCUGCCGUCACUCUGUGGUCCCGCUGCUCCAGGUCUUUAUGGAUUAAUACUUUUUAUGGAUGUCUCGGGAUUGUGUGGGUAGAUUAUGCAUUCUGCAGGAUGGGUGCGAACAAUGGCAAACAGUGUGGAAGUGAAGGUAAAGGUAGCUCCAGCAUCUCCUCCGACGUGAGUUCAAGUACGGAUCACACGUCAACGAAAGCUCCAAAGCAUGCGGCUACCAGCGAAGACUCAGACCUGAGCAUGCGGACGCUGAGCACGCCCAGCCCAGCCCUGAUCCUGCCUCCGAGUUCUCCUCCGCUGACACAGCCAGGCCUGGUAAAUGGAUCUUCCACGUCCUCUUCGUCGGUCACCGGAGAGACCAUCGCCAUGGUGCACGCCCCUCCUGCCGGCCUUCUACGCCCGGAGACGCGGCUUCGGCCGCCGAAGGACCAGCGGCAGCAAGCGCCUAUUGACCUCCUCCCGGACCAUGCGUUCCUGCAGAUUUUUGCCCAUCUGCCCACCAACCAGCUGUGCCGGUGCGCCAGGGUGUGCCGCCGCUGGUACAACCUGGCCUGGGACCCCCGGCUCUGGAGGACCAUCCGGCUGACAGGUGAUCUGCUGAACGUAGACCGCGCCCUAAGGGUGCUGACGCGCCGGCUCUGCCAGGACACGCCCAACGUCUGCCUGAUGCUGGAGACGGUGGUGACCGGUGGCUGCCGGCGGCUCACUGACCGCGGCCUUCACACGGUGGCACAGUGUUGCCCAGAGCUACGCAGACUCGAGGUAGCUGGCUGCUACAACAUCUCCAACGAGGCCGUGUUCGACGUUGUGUCCCGCUGCCCCAACCUGGAGCACCUGGACGUCUCAGGCUGCUCCAAGGUGACGUGCAUCAGCCUGACGCGCGAGGUGUCCCUCAAGCUGUCGCCCAUGCACGGCCAGCAGAUCUCCAUCCGCUACCUGGACAUGACGGACUGCUUCGCCCUGGAGGACGAGGGCCUGCACACGAUCGCGGCGCACUGCACCCAGCUCACGCACCUCUACCUGCGGCGGUGCGUGCGGCUCACCGACGAGGGCCUGCGCUACCCGGUCAUCUACUGCCCCGGCGUGCGCGAGCUGAGCGUCAGCGACUGCCGCUUCGUCAGCGACUUCGGCCUGCGCGAGAUCGCCAAGCUGGAGGGCCGCCUGCGCUACCUGAGCGUGGCGCACUGCGGGCGCAUCACCGACGUGGGCAUCCGCUACGUCGCCAAGUACUGCGGCAAGCUGCGCUACCUCAACGCCCGGGGCUGCGAGGGCCUCACGGACCACGGGCUCGAGUACCUGGCCAAGAACUGCCCCAAGCUCAAGUCGCUGGACAUCGGCAAGUGCCCGCUGGUGUCGGACGCCGGCCUGGAGCUGCUGGCGCUCAACUGCUUCAACCUGAAGCGCCUGAGCCUCAAGUCGUGCGAGAGCAUCACGGGCCGGGGCCUGCAGGUGGUGGCGGCCAACUGCUUCGACAUGCAGCUGCUCAACGUGCAGGACUGCGACGUGUCGGUGGAGGCGCUGUGCUUCGUCAAGCGCCACUGCAAGCGCUGCGUCAUCGAGCACACCAACCCCGCCUUCUUCUGAAAGGAGAUGGCGAGAGAAAGGGCUGUAAAUAUAUUCCCGGUGACCCCCCCCCCUCCCCCCGCCA